AGAUUCAUCCGGGAAGAUUCUGGGAAGAUUCCGGGAAGUUUCUCCCUUCUUAGUAUUCACGUGGAUCCAUGUACAUAAAGACGACAACGACACGCACGAAUGAAUGGGAUGACGCUUCUGCUCAUCACUCAUCACAUUCGUCGUCGUCGUCGUCGUCAUCGUGGUCGUCGUUUUUGUUUCUGUCUUCGUUGUUGAUGUUGUCGAAGGGAAAAUAACCACAGUUGGUAUCUUUUUCAAUGGAAGUUCCUCUCCACCUCUCUUCAAAUGGAAGUUCUUCUAUCCGAACAGGACUGGGAUGGUUAAGAAAACCUCUCUUCAUCAUUUUGGCAAGGUCGAAGACGACAACGACACGCACGAAUGGGAUGACGCUUUGCCACCAGGUGCAGCUGUAGCGAGUGAUCCAGCGCUAGCAUUAAGACUACAACCGCAGAUGGUGGACACUCCAAACCACCAUCCAUGGCCGUUUUUCCAAGGGAAAAUAACCACAGUUGGUAUCUUCUUCAAGGUAGUAGAAAGAGAAGGCAGGGAGAUUUUAUCUACCGUCGUACGAUAGCCUUAAACUUUCGAUAACAGGCUUUCUCCCACAUCAACCAAAAAAAGUGAGGGAGAGGAAUCCUCUCAAAGGCCUCAACAAAGACUCGAUAUCUCUUCCAAUAAGGGCGCAGUUUGCCUCCAGCGACGCUAAAAAGAAUAAGGUCAAGAAAGUACUGGG
This is a messenger RNA of Amoebophrya sp. A25, 712 nucleotides long. The record is from the annotation of a GenBank genome assembly. Lineage: Eukaryota; Dinophyceae; Syndiniales; Amoebophryaceae.